Messenger RNA from Lynx canadensis (Canada lynx), 8094 nucleotides. RefSeq names its product zinc finger protein 516 (gene ZNF516). Gene Ontology annotation, cellular component: nucleus. The transcript has 5 exons. Gene Ontology annotation, molecular function: DNA-binding transcription factor activity, RNA polymerase II-specific; RNA polymerase II cis-regulatory region sequence-specific DNA binding. Bases 466 to 3819 code for a protein of 1117 amino acids. Lineage: Eukaryota; Metazoa; Chordata; Mammalia; Carnivora; Felidae. The record is from RefSeq and is a predicted model, not a curated record. Gene Ontology annotation, biological process: regulation of DNA-templated transcription.
UCCCGGGCGCGGGGAGGGCGGCUCGGCCGCCCUGUGGGUAGUUGCUCCGCUCCGCAAUUCCAGGAGUGGGAAGAUGCAACUUCGGGCGGCGAGGCGAGCGCUGGGAGGUGGUUUUUACCGCAGUGGAGGGGCGGGGUGGGGGCCGGGUGGGAGCGCGGAAGAGGCUCUGGCUUUGUACACUUCGUCAAAGGCGACGCGGGAGGAGGGGAGCUCGGAUGCGCUCUCCAUCCAUUAGGAGACAAAGAGCAAAUUGCCUUACUUUAAAGUAAAACGCUCUGGCUAAUGAAGGUGCUCUCUGCCGCCCGCCAUGCUUUCCAGGUAGGAGACGCACGUCGUCCUGGGAGGUGCGUCUCUGCAGCCGGGAAGCCAAGGCCCCGUCGGAAAAUGGAGAGAUAAGACGGCGUCUGGCAGGCCUGUGCGACAGAAAGCCGUGCCCGCCCCUGCCGGGGAGCCCCUGUCGCGGAGAUGGAUCGCAGCCGCGAGGCCGAGGUGGAGCUGAGGAGGGGCUCGAGCCCCGGCAGGGCCAGCAGGAGCCCCGAGGCGGACGGGGACAAGGCCGUGAGCCACAGCUGCUGCAUCUGUGGCAAAAGCUUCCCCUUCCAGAGCUCCCUCUCGCAGCACAUGCGCAAGCACACGGGGGAGAAGCCCUACAAGUGUCCCUACUGUGACCACAGGGCCUCGCAGAAGGGCAACCUGAAGAUCCACAUCCGCAGCCACCGCACGGGCACGCUGGUCCAGGGCCACGAGCCGGAGGCUGGCGAGCUGCGGGUGUCUGAGGGCCUGGAUGGGUGCACCAGCCCCACGAAGAGCACCUCCGCCUGCAACAGGAUCCUGAACGGGGCCACCCCGGUGGACAACGGCAAGAUCCUGCUGAGGAGCAGCAAGAAGGAGGCGGAGGGCGCCGCGGGCGCCCCGGGGGAGGGCCAGGCCGCAGCCCAGUGCUCCUUCUGCAAGUGCAAGUUUGAGCACAGGAAGGACCUGGAGAACCACGUGCGCCAGGCUCACAAGCCCUUCCGGUGCCGGCUGUGCAGCUACGUGACCCUCCGGGAGGAGUCCCUGCUGAGCCACAUCGAGAAGGACCACAUCACCGCGCAGGUGCCCAGCGGUGCCGAGGCGGACGCGGAGCACGGCAAGCCCGAGCUGACCCCCGGGGAGUUCCCCUGCGAGGUGUGCGGCCAGGCCUUCAGCCAGACCUGGUUCCUGAAGGCUCACAUGAAGAAGCACAGAGGCUCCUUCGACCACGGCUGCCACAUCUGCGGCCGGAGAUUCAAAGAGCCGUGGUUCCUCAAGAACCACAUGAAGGCGCACGGCCCCAAGACGGGGAGCAAGAACAAGCCCAGGAGCGAGCUGGACCCCGUCGCCACCAUCAACAACGUGGUGCAGGAGGAGAUGAUCGUGGCUGGCCUGUCCCUCUACGAAGUCUGCACCAAGUGCGGGAACCUGUUUACAAACCUGGACAGCUUGAACGCGCACAACGCCAUCCACCGCCGGGUGGAGGCGGGUCGGACGCGGGCUCCGGCCGGGGAGGGCGCCGUGGUGCAGGGCGGCCCCCCGGACUCCCAGCAGCUCUUCCUUCAGUGCCUGAACCUGCGGCCCACGGUGGCCGGCGCGCCCGCCCGCGGGCAGGCCGGGCGGCGCGUGGCCGAGCUGGACCCGGUCAACAGCUACCAGGCCUGGCAGCUGGCCACCCGGGGCAAGGUGGCCGAGCCGGCCGAGUACCUCAAGUACGGCGCGUGGGACGAGGCGCUGGCCGGGGACGUGGCCUUCGACAAGGAGCGGCGCGAGUACAUCCUGGUGAGGCCAGAGAGCGCAAGCGCGAGCCCGAGGCUGCGCGCAGGGCCCCCGCGCAAGCGGGCGGCGCGCCCGGGGACCCCGCGCCCGGGCCCCUGGACGCCCGUCCCCUCUCGGCCCCACCCAGCUCUCCUCGCCUCCGCCGUCCCCGCCGGCCACGGCAAGUCCUCCGAGUGCUUCGAGUGCGGCAAGAUCUUCCGCACCUACCACCAGAUGGUGCUGCACUCCCGGGUGCACCGCCGCGCGCGCAGGGACCGCGACGGCCCCGGGGAGCGCGCGCCCCGGGCGCGCUGCGGCUCGCUCAGCGAGGGCGACUCGGCCUCGCAGCCCAGCAGCCCGGGCUCGGCCUGUGGUGCCGCCGCCGACUCCCCGGGCUCGGGCCUGGCCGACGAGGCUGCGGACGAGAGCGGAGAGGACGGUGCGGUCGACCCUGCUCCAGGGGGAAAGCCUCACCGCUGCUGCUUUUCCGAAGAGGUAGCUUCGACUGUGCUCUCCAACGGAGACCGGACUCCCGCACCUGGAAGUAAGGCGUCAGAGACACAUAGCGGUGAGCCCGGCACGGGGAGCGCAGCUUCUGCGUCCGCACUUGGAAACAGGAGCAGAGACGCCUGCAAGAGAGCAGAGCAGCCGAGGUUUUCUGUGGACCUAAAGAUGCCCGCGUUUCACCCAAAGCGGGAGGUCCCCACCCCCAGGGACACUGCAGACUUCCCUUCGCUUUCGGACCAGACUUUUCCAGAAGGAGAUCCGCGGCUCUCGCCCGAGAGCCCGGCUCGCCACCCGAAAGACAAGCUGCCUGACUUGCACACUAAGGAACACGCUGGGGGCGGACGGAGGGGGCCGGCCGCAGACCUGACCCCGCUGGACCUCAGCGACAGGUCGACCCGGGACGACCCCGGCCGUAAGGAGCUGGCCUCCUCCCUGCAGGCCGCGCUGGCCGUCCACCCGUGCCCUUACUGCAGCCACAAGACGUACUACCCCGAGGUCCUGUGGAUGCACAAACGUGUCUGGCACAAGGUCAGCUGCAGCUCCGUGACCCCCCAGUGGAUUCCUCCCAACGGUUACAAGAGCAUCAGGAACAACUUGGUUUUCCUUGCCCGGAGCGGACGCACGGGGCCCCCGCCUGCCCUCGGGGGCAAAGAGUGCCAGCCCCUGCCCAUCGCUCGGUUCACGCGCACUCAGGUACCGGGAGGGGCGCCGGGGCCCAGAGGCGGUUCCUCGCCCCUGGGCGUGACCACGAAAGCCGCUCACCUGCCUAAGAGCAAGGACGGCCACUCCGGGGGCCCCUGUGCGCUUUGGGCGGCCGGCCCCGAAGGGCACCGACAGGCCAGGCCUGGCCACCACGGCCCCGAGCAGCACGGCGCCCCCACGCAGCUGCCCCUGCCCAAGCCCAGGCAGGAGGCCGGCCCCCGGCCGGGGCCCGCGGCGGGCGGCGGUGGCUUCAGCCGAAGCGCCACCCCGACGCCCUCAGUCAUCGCCCGGGCAGGCGCCCAGCCCCCCACCGGCAGCAGGCCGGGGGACAAGUGCGGCAUCCCCCCCGCGGGGGCCGGCCUCGGUCCCCCAAAUAAGCACAGUGCCCCGGACCCCCCGAAAGCCAAAUUCGGCCCUCAGCCUCAGGGCCAGCUGCACGUGAAAGGCGACGGGACCCCCGCUCUACCUCCCCGCGAGCCCCCCUCCAAGGCGGGCCAGGAGCUGCGGCCGCCGGCCAGCUGUGGAGCGGGCCCCGGGGGGACCGCGGCCUCGCCGGGCCAGCCCCCGCUGCACACCAGCAAGCAGGAGCCCGCGUCCGACGGCCACGAGAAGCGCCUGGACAUCCUUAAUAUCUUUAAGACGUACAUUCCAAAGGACUUUGCUUCCCUCUACCAGAGCUGGGGUGCCAACGGCCCUGCACUAGAGCACAGAGCGGUGUUUGCACCUAACGGCCCCCGAAGUGCUGAAGCCCACGCCCCCUCCGCAGACGCCCCCAAACAAGGGAGAGACCGUUCUAACCCAGAUACCGUCCAGACAGUGCCUCUCGGAAAGGGAACCUAAGGACGCGUUUCCAGUGGACCCCGGUGCCCCGUGACCGCCGUGAGCAGUCCCCUGGUGGAUGACCGACAGUGACCCCGACCGCCCCGCCGAGGACAGCCACCGGACUCCCGACCGGACGCCGCACAGCCCGCAGCGGCCGCGCGGCCCUGGAGGCCGACGGGAGGCGCCUGUCCUUGAGCGACCUUGAAGGAUAAACGAGGACGGGCCUCCCUGCAGUGACGCGUGCCUGCUCUCCGCGCACACGUGUGCUGUCCGCCCCAGGCCCGUAUUUUCCUAGACCAGACGGUGGUGGCGGCGGGCACGCUGGGGCACGGGCGUCCGCGUCGGAGACACUGGAGGGGGACUCGUGUGCGCGUGGCAGAGACCGAAGAGGCCGAGCGCCGCGUCGAGGCGGCCUGUGCUCGCGGGGGGUGGGGGGGGUGGGGGACUGGCGGGUGACGCGCGGACGCGCGGUGGCCGAGCGGAGGCCGGCGGAGCGGUGGCGCCGCAGCCCGGCCUUGUCGCGGCGGGUGUUUAAAGUAGUCCGCGGAGGACAGGAAGGAGGUGGCGCCGGGGACGGCGGGGCCCGUGACGAGGGCCUGACUGUCCGGUGGCCUUGGGGGGCCCGUGCGCGUUACCCCGUUGGCUCUUUCCGUCCCUCCCAUCCCUUGUGCUCGGCCAGCCCGCGGAGGAAACACAUCUGUGGGAGGACGUACGUUCUGCUUCGGCAAAGAGCUAGUUAAACACUAAGAAAAGCAGGCUUCUUUGUUUAUUCUCAGGACCUUUUUGUAACAGGGCUACACUCUGUAAACUGCUCACGAAGGAACUGCCUGUCUUCACGAAUUCUCCAGCCACUGAACCCCCCCCCUCCCCCCGGUCCACACCCGUUUUAGUGAUGGCAGGAGAAUCCCUGAGCAGCUUUGGGGGCCCUGGUGCUCUGGAACCUUCUUUUCCCCCUCCCUCCCCUUCCCGUCUGUCCCUACACCAGCCCAGCAAGUCGGUGUCUUUUCUUCUUGGGCCCGGGGCCCUCCUCAGGAUGAGUUCCUUCAUUCCCAGAACGUGGAGGUCCCCAGGCCCGUGGGUGGGGGCGGCUUUAUAUACCUCUUCCUCAGUCCCGCAAAUGCAAGUUUUUGUGGUGGGGGUUAAGGCCCGUAACAAAGGAUCUUAAACCGUGCAGUGUAUGCAGUUAAAAUUGUAUUCCACAGAUAUAAAUAUUUUCUUUUCCUGUUACCGUGACACUGUGUGUGAUGGUAAUAUUUCUGAGAGUUUCAGAUUUUUGCACAUAUGAUUUUAUGCAUUAUCAAAAGUUACUGCUGCCUUGAAUGAAAAUGUUCUGUGAAAUUUUUUGCAAAAGCUUUACUAGGUUUUUUUUAAUUGUGAAAUUUUGUAAAGGCAGGAAAUGGAUUAAAAACAAGCAUGCUAAAUAUAUUUUUCAAAAAAGCAAUAAUUUUACAUGUACAGAAAUUAUCCUAACCUUUAAUACUGGUGAGAGCGACAGUUUACUUAAUACAGUAAUGGAUUCGUGCAGUUUUUUGUAGGAAACGGGCUUCUGAUACAAAGAUUUGUUGAAACGCGUGCGCGCGCACAUACACAAACCCUGACGUGUGGUUUUCCUGUUCUGAUGAUUUGUUGAAUUAUUAUUAUAUUAUUAUUAUUGUUGAUGUUGUUAUUAGUUAAUGUUUGGUUCUGGAUUCUACUUGUUACUGAGUUUAAAUUACUUGACGGUUCAGGUUACCUUGUGACACUUGCAGAUCAUGGAACGUAACUGGCUAGCUCACAUACACAUGUGUGUGCACACACACGUGUGUAUACACGUGUAUGUGUAUACAGGUGCACGUGUGUGUGUGUGUGUGUGUGUGUAUGUAACUUUCUUACUUAUUUUUUCCCGAUGAUUCUUGCACCAGAACGAUCUGUUGUGUUGGUGUAAUUGGGAUGUCCAUGCAGAUACCGUUACGCAGCUGGAAUAGACCGUUCUGUAAAGUCGUUUUGAGCAAAGUUGCAGCGACACAUUCCUCUGUUCACCUUGGAAGGCAAAACGCCUUUUUGUUGACUUAUGUUUGAUCACUUUGAUAGCCUGGGUCCCCAAAGCGAUCAAUUCUGCAUUUCGUUUUCUUGGCUGAACGUGAGCAGUGACGGUUCAGGAAUGCACAGGGGCUAGUGACUCAGUCCUGUCUGUCUCUCUGUGUCCUGGUCAUUAAAAGCAACUCUCUCUUCCCAAAGUGACACGGGAGGAAGUGUCGUGUCCGUUCUUACUGUCCCAGAAGCGGCACGCCGGGGCCCAGCUGGCAUUCGGAGCUGGAGGGACCCUCCCGGGAGCCGGCUUCCCGGGGGCGCCCGGUGGAGAGAGGGGCGCGUGCCUGGGGCCCCGUUGAAGAGCGCGCAGCCAAGUCAGCUGACGGAACUGUGCGCCGCGCAGAGUGCAGACGUAGGUUCCACGUGACUACACAGACGUCUAGGACCCUCCGAGGAAGCCGCCCUCCAAGGCAGGCGCAGCGUUCUCGGGCCUGACUGUGGUUUCUUUCUUCCACUGGUCAUCAGUAUUGUGUUGGUUUGUUAAUGCGUUUAUGUCAGUUUGGCCAUAGUAUUUAAUAUGAUUUGUGUUUUCUUAUUUAUUUAGCCGAUAUGUUUUGAUUCGCUGUUUUUCGAAUGAUAAUUUCCGCAUGAUCUCUCCUGUAGGUCACCUUCUGACUGUUACAGACUUCUACUACCUCUACCGAUCUGCUGUUUCCUUGUUUCUCAACAGGAUUUUUACAGUGUUGGCGUCUAAUGUAACUUAGACAAUAAAGGGUUUGGUUGUCUACACUGCAGCUUCUCGGUGUAUCUCCCCGCCCCCGCCUGCGCUCUCGCUGCUCCCGGCGCGGCUCUGUCCGUCUGGCUCUCCUCCUCGCCCUCUCCUGCUCCCCGCUCACGUCUCUUACCCGUUGUUGAACUCAAAUAACACAUAAAUAAUAAUGAGCUUGUAGGAAUCUUUCAGGUUAUUCACUCAUAUUCCUUAAUUUGAAGAAUGAACAUGUAAAUUCUCUGAAAAGUCGGCGGGCAAGCCUCUUCUCUGGAAGACGGUCCCCUCUUGUGCCAUUUCCCUGCCCGGUUUCCGAAGGUCUCUUGGCAUCUCAGACGGAUACGUUGCACCUUGGUCUAAACACAGUACAAAUGUUCAAGGCAAGUGGAUUUUGCCUUUUCAGUUUUGCAAAGUAUUAAGUGCUUUAAGAGGUCCCUCCGAUAUUGACUCAUUUAGUUUUUAAACCAAGAAAGACACUGGCUUCCUGCAAAGAAGGUACUCUAGGAAGUCACUCUGGCUGAUAAUUAAACGUGGCCGCUGGGUCAGGUCAAGCGAUGUCAAUUUUGACCAGUGUGUCAAGAGCCAUCUUCAGACUUGGCCACUCUGUCACGGGUUAUGUAACGUUCUAGAAACAUCUGUGUAAGGGGGCGCGCACACACACACACACACACACACACACACACACACACACACAGAUAUAGUGACUUAGCACUCGGUUAGGAUGGCUGUAGUGUGGAAUGCGGAAGUAACAGGUGUCUCUCUGGUGUUUCCCAGGGAGCUGGCUCAGGGAACUGUUUGUUCUUCCCACUGAGAGAGAGAGAGAGAGAGAGAGAGAGAGAGAGAAAGAGAGAGAGAAAGCGGGAGCAGCUCACAGGGUAAAUAUUGCACUUUCUGUGGAAAGUGACAGCGCUUGUCCAUCUGUGCCCGAGGAUACUACACCCCCUGGAUUCUCAUGGCCACGUUCUCCUCACCAGUAAUCCUGCUUCAACGCAAAACAAGCCAUCGCCCGCCAAGCCCUGAGAGGCUUCCGUAAUGUACAGAAAGGAGGGACUGUAUUUGCCUAACUUUUCCUUCCCACUUUGCAGACGAAGGAGCGUAUGCUGUUUUACUGCUUUUAACUUUGGUGAGUUCUAAUUGCAGAACGUUUUGUUCACUGAGAAAAAAAAAAAAAAAUCACAGGCCAGGACGUGGAGAGGUGGUUUAAGUGCCCUCCAGAGCCCCCCGUGGGCCUGCGUGACGGGACUGAGGGAGGCUGUUCAUUCGUCAUCAACUUUGCUAAUUAUGCUUUGAGGCAGUAAAAUGCAAAAGACCAUAGAAUUUGUAUUUCUUUUUUUAAAUACAAUUUAUAACAUUAUAUUUUGUACUCUUUAUAUUAGAAUUUGUAACUAGAUUGAUGUAUUUAACUCUAUUUCUGAAAAAAAUAAUUCAAUGUUUCAGUUAUGUGAUAAAAAUAUUUAGAUAAAACAUAUUCAUUCUAUUGGAAUUUGAAAUCAAUAAAAAGAUCUUGGAGUUCUUGA